UUAUGAUUGGCUGCUUAGACCAAAGCAAAACAAUUGGAGAAGACAAAUCGGAAAUGACUCUCAGUACGCAUGUAACUCAUCUAUCAAGCGUUUGUAAGCGUGUUCUAAGAGGAUAUUUAGAGAAAAAAAUCACCUUGGAGUAUUUGACUGGGGUUUUUCUCGUCCUUGUUCUUACGGAUAAACUUGAAUUUAGAAAUUGCGACGUGGAGUGACUUCAAAUAAACACUUAUUUAAACCAUGAAAUACUGGACAACUGUUCCUCCCUAUUAUUCGACUCCUCAACAGUGCGCAUCCAUGACCCGAACAGAGAUUGAACCAAGGACUUCGCAUUUAUUUUUUGGGUUUCUGAACAGUUGGAUGAGAAAUCCUACAUGAUAGUCAUCUUAAAAGUAUGGGACUGGAAGUGUUUUUGAUAUGAUAUUCUUUUUUUCAUCUUCAGCUCCAUACUACUAAUGCACAAACCCACUAAAUAUCAAGUGUCAAUUGCACAGAGACGUUUUUUGUUGAUUUAAUAUCAUACUCUGUAUUCAUCGUCUCCCCUGCCUUUUUCUCUUCCAUUUUCCCGUUACUAUUCGUACUGGUUUUUCUAAUCAUUUGCUUUUCUUUUGUUGAUUCCCUUGAGUCAAGUAUGUCAAGUUACGUAUUUCAUGAUUGUGUUGAGAUCGAUAUAUUGAAUAAAAGAAAAUAGGUCAACUUUCUUUAACCAUUAAAGACUUGUCACCUUGCCACCCUAAAUGUUAUUAAAAGACAGGAAUGCCA
Schistosoma spindalis is the source of this 759-nucleotide messenger RNA. The record is from the annotation of a GenBank genome assembly. Lineage: Eukaryota; Metazoa; Platyhelminthes; Trematoda; Strigeidida; Schistosomatidae.